This is a messenger RNA of Cladophialophora immunda, 804 nucleotides long. RefSeq lists its product as uncharacterized. Lineage: Eukaryota; Fungi; Ascomycota; Eurotiomycetes; Chaetothyriales; Herpotrichiellaceae. The record is from RefSeq and is a predicted model, not a curated record. The transcript has a single exon. Gene Ontology annotation, molecular function: oxidoreductase activity. Bases 1 to 804 code for a protein of 267 amino acids.
AUGGAGUCACUCGCUGGCAAGACGGCGAUAGUCACCGGCGGAUCUCGAGGUAUCGGAGCUACAAUCGCCACUCAUUUUGCCCAGGAGGGAGUCUCAAAAAUUGCCAUUACAUAUGCUGGAAAUAUUCAAGCGGCAGAAGAAACGCUCACAAAACUUCGCAGCCUCGGAGUGGCCAAGGCGAUAGCUCUCCAAGCUAAUCUCCUCGAUCCUACGUUUGGGCCAGACUUGAUCCCCAAAGUCCUUCAAGGUCUUGAGACACAAAAGAUUGAUAUUAUUGUCAACAAUGCAGGUAUUAAUGCUGGAGAGUACCUGCAACCCACCUCGCGAACGACAGCGGACAUAUUUGGGAAGAUGUUGCAGGCAAAUGCGUAUGCUCCGUUGAGUCUCAUUAACGCUGCACUUCCCCAUCUCCCGGAAAAGGGCGGUCGCAUUAUCAACAUAUCCAGUGUGUCCUCUAAACUAGCAAAUGGAGACAUGUACCUGACAUACGGUGCAUCAAAGGCAGCCUUGGAUAGUAUCACGCGGUCACUGGCUGCAAACUUGGGGGUUCAGACGGGGGCAACAUUCAACUCGGUCAGUGUGGGGACCACCAGGACGGACGUCAUUCAAACAAUGCUGGAUCAGUAUGGAGAUAAGCUGCGCGAACAACUGUCGUCUGCUUUCACUGCGGAGAAACGAAUAGGCGAGGCAGAGGAUGUCGCCUUCGUGGUUGGAUUUUUGGCCAGUGACAAAAGUAGAUGGAUUAAUGGAGCUAGCAUACCCGCAAACGGAGGACAAAAAGAUCUUCUAGCACUACAAGGUUAG